GUCCCGGCGUCGGCGGCGCGCGCGCUCCCUCCUCUCGGAGAGAGGGUUGUGGUAAAAGCCGUCCGGAAAAUGGCCGCCGCCGCCGCUGCCGCGCCGAGCGGAGGAGGAGGAGGGGGCGAGGAGGAGAGACUGCUCCAUAAAAAUACAGACUCACCAGUUCCUGCUUUGAUGUGACAUGUGACUCCCCAGAACACAUCUUGCUUCUGUAGACCAGCUCCAACAGGACCCCAUGGUAGCUGGGAUGUUAGGGCUCAGGGAGGAGAAAUCAGAAGACCAGGAUCUCCAGAGCCAUAAGGACAAGCCCCUGAAGUUGAAGAAGGUGAAGAAAGAGAAGAGAGAAGAGGGCAGGCAUGAGCCUGCACAGCCUCCGGCCCACCGCUCUGCUGAGCCCUCGGAGGGAACGGGCUCAGCCCUGGCCGUCCCCGAAGCCUCUGCCUCCCCCAAACAGCGUCGCUCCAUCAUCCGAGACCGGGGGCCCAUGUACGAUGACCCCACCCUGCCCGAAGGUUGGACCCGAAAGCUGAAGCAAAGGAAGUCGGGUCGCUCCGCUGGGAAGUAUGAUGUGUAUUUGAUCAAUCCCCAGGGCAAAGCUUUUCGCUCUAAAGUGGAGUUGAUUGCAUACUUCGAAAAGGUAGGCGACACCUCCCUGGACCCUAAUGAUUUUGACUUCACGGUAACUGGGAGAGGGAGCCCCUCCCGGCGAGAGCAGAAACCACCUAAGAAGCCCAAAUCUCCCAAAGCUCCAGGAACUGGCAGAGGUCGGGGACGCCCCAAAGGGAGCGGCGCCGCGAGGCCCAAGGCAGCAGCGUCAGAGGGCGUACAGGUGAAAAGGGUCCUGGAGAAAGGUCCCGGCAAGCUGUUGGUCAAGAUGCCUUUUCAAGCUUCGCCAGGGAGCAGGGCCGAGGGGGGUGGGGCCACCACGUCCACUCAGGUCAUGGUGAUCAAGCGCCCUGGCAGGAAGCGGAAAGCGGAGGCUGACCCCCAGGCCAUUCCCAAGAAACGUGGCCGGAAGCCAGGCAGUGUGGUGGCGGCCGCUGCCGCUGAGGCCAAGAAGAAAGCUGUGAAGGAGUCUUCCAUCCGGUCGGUGCAGGAGACCGUGCUCCCCAUCAAGAAGCGCAAGACCCGGGAGACGGUGAGCAUCGAGGUGAAGGAGGUGGUGAAGCCCCUGCUGGUGUCCACCCUCGGCGAGAAGAGUGGGAAGGGACUGAAGACCUGCAAGAGCCCCGGCCGGAAAAGCAAGGAGAGCAGCCCCAAGGGGCGCAGUAGCAGCGCCGCCUCGCCCCCCAAGAAGGAGCACCACCACCACCACCACCACCCAGAGCCCCCAAAGGCACCCGUGCCACUCCUCCCGCCCCCGCCCCCGCCCCCGCCCGAGCCCCAGAGCUCUGAGGACCCCACCAGCCCCCCCGUGCCCCAGGACUUGAGCAGCAGUGUCUGCAAAGAGGAGAAGAUGCCCCGAGGAGGCUCACUGGAGAGCGAUGGCUGCACCAAGGAGCCAGCUAAGACUCAGCCCGCAAUCGCCGCUGCCGCCACAGCCGCAGAAAAGUACAAACACCGAGGGGAGGGGGAGCGCAAAGACAUUGUCUCGCCCUCCAUGCCGAGGCCCAACAGAGAGGAGCCUGUGGACAGCCGGACGCCCGUGACCGAGAGAGUGAGCUGACUUUACGCAGAGCGGAUUGCAAAGCAAACCAACAAGAAUAACGGCAGCUGUUGUCUCUUCUCCUUAUGGGUAGGGCUCUGACAAAGCUUCCCGAUUAACUGAAAUAAAAAAUAUUUUUUUUUCUUUCAGUAAA
This is a messenger RNA of Erinaceus europaeus (western European hedgehog), 1793 nucleotides long. It is a transcript of the gene MECP2, whose product is annotated as methyl-CpG binding protein 2. Gene Ontology annotation, biological process: negative regulation of transcription by RNA polymerase II. Gene Ontology annotation, cellular component: heterochromatin; nucleus. The transcript is spliced from 4 exons. The coding region runs from base 230 to 1660 and encodes 476 amino acids. The record is from RefSeq and is a predicted model, not a curated record. NCBI's taxonomy places the organism in Eukaryota, Metazoa, Chordata, Mammalia, Eulipotyphla, Erinaceidae. Gene Ontology annotation, molecular function: chromatin binding; methyl-CpG binding; double-stranded methylated DNA binding.